Messenger RNA from Phaeodactylum tricornutum CCAP 1055/1, 822 nucleotides. RefSeq lists its product with no specific name. Lineage: Eukaryota; Bacillariophyta; Bacillariophyceae; Surirellales; Neidiaceae. The record is from RefSeq and is a predicted model, not a curated record. The transcript has a single exon. Gene Ontology annotation, molecular function: protein kinase activity; ATP binding. Gene Ontology annotation, biological process: regulation of MAPK cascade; intracellular signal transduction; protein phosphorylation. The annotation marks the transcript as partial.
AUGAAUCAGAUUUCACGCGAUAAAUCUGCAGACCUAACAAUUUUAACUCUCUUGGGGGAGGGGUCGUUUGGUGCAGUAUACAAAACACAACACAAACCGACAGGUGCCAUCGUCGCCACAAAAAUUAUUCCGAAUGCAGGUGGAACUGCGAGUGAAGAUGAAAAGAUCAAGGGCGAAAUCGAUAUUCUGAGUCGGUGCGAUUCACCGUACAUUGUUGGCUACUUCGAAUGUUUUAUUAAAUCUCCAUCAAAUAAACCGGGGGAAAUGUGGAUUGUUAUGGAAUACUGUGAGGGUGGAAGUAUGACGGACCUACUGGAAGCAAGCGGGGCACAAUCGCUACCGGAAGAUUGCAUUCGUGCAGUUUGUGCUUCCAUUGUCUUGGGUUUAGAAUAUUUGCACGGUGUCGCGAAUGUGUGUCAUCGCGACAUUAAAUGUGGCAACGUUCUAUUGACCGACGAUGGACACGUCAAACUGGCAGAUUUUGGUGUUUCUGCUGAGCUUACGAAUACCCUCAACAAACGUAAAACCGUGGUCGGCUCUCCCUACUGGAUGGCACCGGAAGUCAUUCGAGAGUCACACUACGAUGGACGAGCUGACGUAUGGAGUUUAGGAAUUACAGCAAUCGAAAUGGCAGAAGGCGCGCCACCGCACGUAAAUCUGCAUCCCCUUCGUGCCAUUUUCGUGAUUCCAACGAAACCAGCUCCAACGCUGGCAGAUCCUGACAACUGGUCGCCGGAAAUGUUAGAUUUCGUCCGGUGCUGCUGUCAGAAAGACCCGAGCCAACGGCACGACUCAGCCUUGCUCAGCUCACAUCCAUUUGUG